Messenger RNA from Zasmidium cellare ATCC 36951, 927 nucleotides. RefSeq lists its product as uncharacterized. Bases 1 to 927 code for a protein of 308 amino acids. NCBI's taxonomy places the organism in Eukaryota, Fungi, Ascomycota, Dothideomycetes, Mycosphaerellales, Mycosphaerellaceae. The transcript has a single exon. The record is from RefSeq and is a predicted model, not a curated record. Gene Ontology annotation, biological process: secondary metabolic process. Gene Ontology annotation, cellular component: cytoplasm; cytosol. Gene Ontology annotation, molecular function: hydrolase activity; carboxy-lyase activity.
AUGGCCGCCCCAACAACAUAUCUCCCACCCCGGCUCAUCGCCCUAGAAGAACACGCCCUGUUCCCCUCCCUCCAACCCAUCAGCGCCUUCUACAACGCCACCAUGAGCGCCGACCCAUCCCCCCCUUCCAAGCUCCAAGACAUAGGCGAUGGCAGAAUCGCCGACAUGGACACCGGGCACAUAACAACUCAAAUCCUCUCCACGAUCCCCGGCAUCGCAUCUACAGACCCGCAAGGCUGCAUCUCCGCCAACGACGCCCUCGCGGCUGCGAUAGCUAAACAUCCCACCCGGUUAGGAGGUUUCGCCGCAUUGCCUAUGGCGCACCCAGACCUCGCAGCGAGCGAGCUCCACCGUGCGGUCAAAGACCUAGGCCUCGUAGGCGCCAUGAUCGACAACCACCUCCCCAACAGGUCCUACUACGACAGUACGACCUACGACCCCGUCUUCGCCAUGGCCGAGAAGUUAGACGUCCCAAUCUACAUCCACCCGGCCCCACCCACCGACUCCCAAAUCCAGUUUUACCAAGGGAACUACCCACCCCAGACAGCCCUCAAACUCGCCGCCUCAGCAUGGGGAUGGCACGCAGAUGUCGGACAACAUCUCAUCCGUCUGUACGUUUCAGGCCUAUUCCUGCGACAUCCGAAUCUCAAGAUUGUGAUUGGUCAUGAUGGCGAGACGUUGCCGAUGAUGAUUGAUCGCGUGGACGAUAGUAAGCUUCGCACGGAUCAGACGUUUCGGGAGGUCUGGGAGAGGAAUUUGUGGGUUACGACGUCGGGGUUCUUUCAUCUUAGGACGUUGGAGAUGUUGAUGAAGGUGACGAAGAUUGAGAGGGUGAUGUUUAGUGUGGAUUAUCCGUUGGUAGAUAUUGCGAAGGGGUGGAGGUUUGUGGAGGAGGUGGCGGGGAGUGGGAUUUUGAGUGAGAGGUAG